Oncorhynchus masou masou (cherry salmon) is the source of this 659-nucleotide messenger RNA. RefSeq names its product pumilio homolog 3-like. The coding region runs from base 86 to 313 and encodes 75 amino acids. The record is from RefSeq and is a predicted model, not a curated record. Lineage: Eukaryota; Metazoa; Chordata; Actinopteri; Salmoniformes; Salmonidae. The transcript is spliced from 3 exons.
UCUCUAGCAAGUGCUUGGUAUUGUGGAAACAUUUCUCCUCUAUGUCCUGUUCUAUAGCUGCACAUGGCUGAUCGAAUAAGACGAGAUGGAGGCCGGGAGAAAAGAGCAUUUCUUCAGGGUCCUGUUGGACAUGGUGGGUAUUGACAAGCUGAAGACGUGGGCUGCAGUGAACCAUGGGGCCAUCGUGCUCUGUUGUGCCGAUGGGAGUGUUGCCGGGGAGAUCAGGGAGGUAUUAAAGGCCUACUACGCUGCAGAACUACAGAAGAUCCAGCACUGUAAAGGAGUGGAAGUUAUGCUGGAGAAACUGGCCUGAUACAGAUACCAUCUCACCAACAUUGACCCCCUCUGAGACAUUUCACCAACUAUUGUGACCUCACCAACUGGAGUCACAGGUUCUCAUAACUGUCCCCUUUGACCUGACCAUCCUGGUGAAAUCCCUACUAUGACAUGAAGAUGGAUGAAAAGAAACACUGAUUUGCACUGCAUUCUGUCAAAUUCAUUUAGGUGUGCUUGUUUGUAAAGCUGUGGAGCAAGUAUUUAAAUGUAAACGGCACAAAUACUAGCAGUGUUUUUGUAUAAUCUUGUAACUGAUUGGUAUGAAUUGUACUAGCUGACCCAGGAGCUGGAAUUAACUAAAAUAAAACAUGUUAUUGCAACAA